UUCAUGUUUCUCUCACUCUGACUCCUAUAAAUUAAAACAGCAUUCUCUUUUCUUCAUUCCUUCUUUCAUUCAUUAAUCGUUCCAAGCUUUUCAGGACUUGCACUUAUUCCACCCUUCUUCAUCAAGCUAUUCCUUCUCUUCCCCAAUUUUCUUUUUGCACUCUUCAAAGAACACUUUGCAAGACAAAAGAGAAAUGGCCUCAGACCAGUAUUUAGAGGAGGAUGUUCCCCAAUUAGAUUCCUUCGAAGAUAAAUCAUCUCUGGAAACAUGGAAAUGUGCCAGUGAUGAUACUGCAGAUUCUGCUGCUAGAAAUGCUUCUACUGGCUUUGAUUGCAACAUCUGCCUGGAGUGUGUGCAAGAUCCAGUGGUCACUCUUUGUGGUCAUCUCUACUGCUGGGCCUGCAUUUAUAAAUGGCUUAAUUUCCAUGGUGUGUCUUCUGAAAAUGAAGAGAAGCAACAAUGUCCAGUUUGCAAAUCAGAAAUAUCAGAGUCAUCCCUUGUUCCAUUAUACGGCCGGGGCCAAACUGCCGUACCUUCUACCAAAAGCAAGGGCCACCAAGUGGGGAUUGUCAUACCAAGAAGACCCCUUGGUCCUUCAUGGAUGGCUAGCUCACCAAGAUCACUUGAUUCUGCAACUGUUUCCCGACCUACUUCUCAUGUUUAUCAUCGCCAUUAUGGUAAUCAUCCUCAAUUCAACUCCAUUCCAGGCAGUUAUACUUCACCUGUGUUCAACACAGGUGGUUCACCAAUAAAUGCAUUUGAUACAUCAUAUGGAGUCUUUGGUGAGAUGAUAUAUGCAAGGGUCUUUGGAAACCAGAUGACAAACAUAUACACAUAUCCAAAUUCAUAUGAUGGUUCUGGGAGAACUAAUCCAAGGAUCAACAGGCAUAUAAUGCAAGUUGAUAGGUCACUCAGUAGAAUCUGUUUUUUUCUCCUUUGCUGCAUAGUUUUGUGUCUUCUCUUAUUCUGAAUGCUAUUCCGUAUUUUUUGAGCACUACAUCCUAGUAUAGAGUACAAGCAGUUUGUGGCUUCUGCUAGAUGCACAAUAUAUUUUAGAGAAGUUGUUCAAUGGUGAGAUAUUUGUAAUUAGGGAUCAUUUGGGUACAUAAGUGUUUAUUAAAUAAAUGCUUAAAAUAUAAGUGUUUAUGCAUAAGUUGUAUCGAUAAUCCUCAAAUAAGUUGGUGGUUGGUUUUGGUCUAAUAUGAGGUUGUGUCUCAACCUAAUUUAAAUUUUUUAUUUUCCAAAAAAAAAAAAGAGUUGUAUCUAUAGUCAAAGAAAAAAUUUAGUCAAACAAUUGACUAUUCUUUU
This is a messenger RNA of Cajanus cajan (pigeon pea), 1308 nucleotides long. RefSeq names its product E3 ubiquitin-protein ligase RMA1H1. Gene Ontology annotation, biological process: ubiquitin-dependent protein catabolic process. Gene Ontology annotation, cellular component: endoplasmic reticulum. NCBI's taxonomy places the organism in Eukaryota, Viridiplantae, Streptophyta, Magnoliopsida, Fabales, Fabaceae. Gene Ontology annotation, molecular function: ubiquitin protein ligase activity. The record is from RefSeq and is a predicted model, not a curated record.